This is a messenger RNA of Prunus avium (sweet cherry), 4357 nucleotides long. Lineage: Eukaryota; Viridiplantae; Streptophyta; Magnoliopsida; Rosales; Rosaceae. The record is from RefSeq and is a predicted model, not a curated record.
GCUGGGCUCUGGGCCAGGGCUGAUUUUCCAACUCAGUCUUAAAUGUAUAAAAAAAUACCCUACAAUUAAAUAUUAGCCCACCGUUUAACACACACAACACCUUUUCUUUUUCUCAGCCCAUAGAAAGGACAAGCCAGACAACAUUGUCUUCGAGGGAGGCGGUGAGGCUAGCGGGACCAACACUUUUCUUUCUUCUUGCUUCUUACUUCUCCGCCAGUUUUCUUCUUUCUUCUCUUCUCAUCCUUCUUUUUCUUCCUCCUUCUUUCCUUCUCUCUCUCUCUUUCUUCUUUUUCCUAGCUCAAAAUAAAUGAACCAGCUCUGCUAUCCAUCAAUUUUCUUCUUCCUCAUUUCAGUGUGGUUUCUUUGUGGCCAUUUUGGCUGGAUCACACCCAAAAAAGAAAGAAAAUUAAAUCUCUUUAGGAGUUCUGAGAUUUGCUUGUGUUCUGGUUCUUUGAGUUUUCUCUUUUGGGUGCUGUUUUGUGCUCUCAAAGCCUCACAGGUCUUUGUCUCUGUCUCUAUCUCUCUACAUUUUUUUUCUUCUGGGGGUUUGGGCUCUGAUCUUUAUACGCUUACGAUACAUGAAAAGAACUAUUUUUAAAGAUCUGAUGUUUUCCUUUGAGUAAUGAGUCGAUUUGUUUUCUUUCAUUUUGUUAGUCCGUUUAUUAUUAUUAUUUUUUUGUCUGAACCAUGAGGUGGUCCUGGAUGGGCCCCAAUUAUGGGUGACACCUUUAAACAUUAACCACAACACAGACUAAUCCCCACUCACACCGGGUCGGCCCGUAAGGGGUAAAGUAUUGGCCAAAGUGGUGACUCCGUACGAAAGCAGGGAUCGAAUCCCUGACCUCUCUUAAGGAAUGAGAGUGCCGGUUAGUCCGUUUAUUAAGUAAAAGAGCCAGCCAUUGUUUUAUAGCUCCAAGGCUUGUUUUUGCUUGUUUAAAUUUUGGUUUCUUACCAAAAAUAAAAAGAAAAAAGAUUUUGGUUUCUGAAGAAUGAGAUUUUCUUUUGAGUUUACUAGCUGUUUUUGGGCUUUUGCCCCCCUUACCAAAAAAAAAAUCUAGAUAAUUUGAAGCAUGAUAUUAUAGAAGAAGCCACAAAAAAAAUUUAGCCUAUACCCGGGAAAAAUCCUGGUUCCGGCAUUGGCAACACCAUGUCUGAUCCACCCCACCCUCUCUCUCUCUCAAGAACAGCCCCUAGCUCAUGUGAGAUAUCCCCUAGCUCAUGUGAGCAUUCCGUUCAUUAAAUUGACCAAAAUAAUAAAGUUUGUCCUAAACUUGUUAACAUAUUAAAAUAUAUGUACUCAAGUGAAAUUGGGUUCAACCACAUCCACAAAAUUUGUAAUUUAGAUAAUGUAUUUAUUUAUUUAAAUUUCUCUAUAAAAUCGUAUGAUGAAAAAACAAAAAAAAAACACGUGUAAAAUUAUAGAUUUUCUGUACGAGGAUAAAAUUGUAGAUGAGUUUUUCGAACUAAAACAAAACAUUAAAGAAUGGAUGGAUUUGGGCAGUUCGGGUGGUUUGGGCUUGAUCAAAUCCAAAAUAAAAAGCCCAAAAAAAGAAAAAAAAGCCAAGAAAUAGACGGCGUUCAUUCGAAGCUGAGAGCCGCAGAGAACUCCAGACGCCCAAAAUCCUAGCAGCAACUUCCGCUCACCACCACUCAAAUCCCACCAGAGCGACCUUCCGUUCAAAUUCUUACCCAAAUUAGACAACAAAAAACCACAACCUUCCGAGCAGCCGGAACCUGACACGUGGCAGAACCACCACCAUGCGCCGCCCGAUCAUCGCCGUUCACGGUGGCAUACGGCCGAGGCAUUCCAGACGCCGAUGAUGGUUUAUACGCCGUCGUUUUGAUAGAAAUGCCGGCAAGUCUACUGCGCCACCUGCGUCUCAAAGAGUACGGCGAUCACGAAUCCAGUCACCAUGUCCAGAUUUUUGGCCUGCGGAAAUGUAAGGAGGGGUGCAAGAUCCCUUCUUCCAGUUCAGAAAACUGGUUACUUAGAAGUUGCAAGCAGCAGGGCAUAUUACACAGUUGAAGCUCCUUACACCCUAUGCAGAUUAUUUCCAUGGUAUAAGAAUUGUUUAAGAGGGCAGUCCCCAUUUAUGUUACAGAAAGCAAAAGAUAAGUUAUUACAGGGUAGUGGUCCUAGAAACUUAUAUUCCUUAUCGCCAAGAAGGAGAGUUUCUCAACAUGCCCAAUUUGCUUGGAAAAAGCUUUCUCAGUUAUGUUCCUAUAGGGGCCCCGUUUUACCACCAACUGGUCAAAUUGCGCGUGCAGUGAGCUUGGCUUUGACACGCUCAAAUCUAGUAGCUCCUGGUGUUAUUGCCUUCAUAGUUGGAGAGUUUGCUCGGACACAGAGAACAUUGGCAGAAGCAGAAGGCCUCCCAACAAAAGACACUCUAUUCCUUCAUGCCCAAGAUGGACAUGUUUAUUUAACCUUAUUUUUGUUUUCACUUCUGGAGUGUAUUAUCUUGUUUAUCAGAGCAAUAUAUCUAGCAGUUUUGUUCUCACCAUGCAUAGCUAUGGCACCUUUUGCAAAGUCCCUUGGCAUUCAGUUUAGGAAAAUAUGGCUUCGUGUUCUCCAUCUUACACUGGAAAAAGCAGGCCCGGCAUUUAUAAAAUGGGGUCAAUGGGCUGCUGCAAGACCAGAUCUCUUCCCAAGAGAUUUGUGUAGUGAACUUGCAAAACUUCACACUCAAGCUCCAGCACAUAGUUUUAACUUCACCCAGAAAAGUAUUGAGAAGGCAUUUGGUCGCAAGCUGCCUGAAAUAUUUGAGAAAUUUGAUAUGGAACCUGUGGCAUCAGGAAGCGUGGCUCAAGUUCAUCAAGCUAUACUCAAAUACAAAUACCCAGGUCAGCAGAUCAAGCCCAUGGUCGUUGCUGUCAAGGUUAGACAUCCAGGUGUUGGUGAAGCAAUUAGAAGGGAUUUUGUGAUUAUUAAUUGCAUAGCCAAAAUUUCGAGGUUCAUCCCUUAUUUGAAGUCUUUGAGAUUGGAUGAAAGCAUACAGCAAUUUGCCAUUUACAUGAUGUCACAAGUUGAUCUGUCAAGGGAAGCUGCACAUUUGAAUCGUUUUAUCUAUAAUUUUCGAAGAUGGAAGGACGUCUCAUUUCCAAGGCCUCUAUAUCCCCUGGUGCACCCGUCUGUUUUAGUGGAAACUUAUGAACAGGGCGAAAGUGUUAUGCACUAUGUUGAUGAGCUUGAAGGAAAUGAACCAAUAAAGAAUGCCCUUGCUCACAUUGGGACGCAUGCACUGUUAAAGAUGCUUCUGGUAGAUAAUUUUAUUCAUGCUGACAUGCAUCCUGGGAAUAUUCUUGUCAGAGUAUACCGUUGCAAGUCACCAAGUAAACAACUCUUUAGAUUGAGGCCUCAUGUUGUUUUCCUUGAUGUGGGCAUGACUGCUGAACUUUCUAAGAGAGAUCAAUUAAAUUUAGUGGAAUUCUUUAAGGCUGUAGCCCUUCGAGAUGGUCGAACUGUUGCAGAGUGCACCCUUAGAUUAUCUGGACAACAAGACUGUCCAAACCCAAGGGCUUUCAUUGAGGAAGUAGAAAGAUCUUUCCAAAUCUGGUACUCCCCAGACGGUGACAUCAUCCAUGCUGCUGAUUGCAUGCAUCAAUUGCUUGAGAAAGUUCAGCGGCAUAAAGUCCGAAUUGAUGGCAAUGUUUGCACAGUGAUGGUGACCACUUUGGUUCUUGAGGGGUGGCAACGGAAGCUUGAUCCAGGAUAUGAUGUGAUGCAAACUUUACAGACAUUGCUUUUUAAGGCCGACUGGGCAGAAUCCCUCUCUUACACCAUUGAAGGACUCAUGGCCCCAUAAAAGGAUGAAAUAUCAACCUGAGUUCUCUCCACAGUACUUGGCAUGCUCAGGAAUCCUACAGAUUUCCUUGGAAGCAAGAUUAUCUUUGAUCAGGACUUUCAGAAGCAAGAUUAUCUUUGAUCAUGAUCCACUACUCUGAUAAAGUAGUUGUUUGAUCAUGGAUCAGCCUCGUUCACUGAGCUUCUGGGUCCAUUUAUGAUAAGAAAGAGAGGACAUUGUUCAUAAGAACAUAUAUACCUCUCUCACAUAUGAUAGAAGAGGAAGAUCCAUAUGCUUCAUGGAUCAGAAUAUGGAUGAUAUAUCAUCAGAACAUGAAGCAUGGUACGUUUCCAUCACAACAUGAAUCUCUCCAGUAUAUUUCAUGUUCUUCAUGUAACCUCUCUACAUUCUAAUGAUCAAAGGAAGUUUGUAAGCCUCACACUUUUUAUAGAUUGUUGUGAGUUUGCUUUUAUAUUAUAAGCAUUUUCCCUAUCACUUGUUGUUGAGAACCAGAGAUUCUCUGAUAUACUGUAUCUUUGUGAUUCUAUUAAGGGAAACUGAAUUUUUAUGUC